GUAGCCGCGGCUGCAGCUGCAUCGGCUCUCAGACUGAGGCCGGUGUCGGCAGGCAAGAGUUGGCCCCAGCUGCAAAUAGAGUGAAUUGUCUCCUGAUAACGAAUGGUUACCUGAGGGCGAAAGUCCCCAAAAUAACAGCAAAGUCCUAUCCCGCCUGGCUUCCCUUCGGACCAAGUCUUUUUUUUGUUUAAAAAUCCUAUUUGAUCAAUCGAAAACGUUAUCAACAAUCUGCAAAUUCCGCCCCCUCCCCCGCUUCCUCAGCAACCCCCAUCUUCUUUCUUUUUCCCCACCCCCCUUGAAACGUCAGAGUGAAGCUGUAAAGGCUCGGUCGGUGUCCUCAGGAAAGCCCGAGGCUCUGCUUAAGGCCUGGUUGGAUGAAUCCUGAGCUUUUAACAAUAACACAAAAAAUAAACACACAAGGAAGGAAAGAGAGUGUGAGAGAGAGGAAAAAAAGAACAUUAGAAGAGGGGAGAAGGCAGUCCCAUUCAGAAACGAUUAUUGAGAGAGAAAUCGGCUGGUUUCGCUGGUCUCCAUCCUCCCCCAGGACAGAUACAGUGACAGAUGUGCUGUUUCCCUCAUGUCCAUGAUCUGCACACGACACUGCGGCUGUUCGGCCUCGGUGUGGUCAGGCAUUUUGCUUCGGACCCCGUGAUAAACACAACUUGGUGUUGGACGUCAUGAGCAUAGUAAUUCCACUUGGAGUUACUACACCAGAUACUUCAUACUCUGAUAUGGCUGCUGGAUCAGAUCCAGAGUCAGUGGAAGCUAGCCCUGCAGUUGCUGAGAAGAACAGCUACUCAAAUCACAACUAUGGAAGUGCACAACAUCAUGGAUACAGAGGUCUACCUUACGCAGACCAUAACUAUGGUGCUCCACCACCUCCAACACCCCCGGCUUCACCACCUGCACAGACUAUAAUUGCCCGAGUAGAGUUGAAUAGAUUGCGUUGCCAACGAUACGAUGAUAAUUCUGAGGAUAGCGACAGUUCAUCUGAGGAUGAGAACAUUCCCUGGUGUCAUUGUAGCUUAACUCAGGAUGGUUUUAUUAUCACGUGUGAGAACUGCAGGGGCCUUGACAGGCGGAAGGUUAUCAGACUCCAGCGCAGGAAGCAGGAGAAUGUGUCAGUUGGAGAUAGCAGUGCAACUGAGAGUGGGGAUGAGGAGGUAUCACCAUCAACUGUGUCGUAUACUGCAACACAACACACACCAACUAGCAUCACACUCACAGUCAACCGUGUGAAGAGAACCAAGGCAAAGAAGAGAAAGAGAAGUACAGAAAAAGCAAAAAAUGCCCCCAAAGCCAAAAAGAUAAAGGCCUUUCGUGAAGGGUCCAGAAGGUCUAUGAGGAUGAAGAACUCGUUGUCAGAAGCUCAUGCAUUGGAUGAAAAUACUGCAGAAGGUUGGGAGAACCGGAUUCGACUCUGGACAGAUCAAUAUGAGGAAUCUUUUGCAAAUCAGUACAGUGCAGAUGUACAGAACCUUCUGGAAUUGCAUCGGUUAACGAUGAAAGACUCCGUGGGUAAAAACGUUGUGCUGGACACUAUUAACAAAACUGAACUAGCCUGUAACAACACAAUUCUCGGCUCUCAGAUGCAGCUGCAGCUUGGUAAAGUCACAAGAGUUCAGCGGCAUCGCAAAAUUUUGAGAGCAGCCAGAGACCUAACACCGGGCAUACUCAUUAUUGAAUACCGUGGAAAGGUGAUGCUGCGGCAGCAGUUUGAAGUUAAUGGUCAUUUCUUUAAAAGACCCUAUCCCUUUGUACUCUUCUACUCAAAAUUCAAUGAGGUGGAGAUGUGCGUUGAUGCCCGGACUUUUGGGAAUGAUGCUCGUUUCAUUAGAAGGUCCUGUGCCCCCAAUGCAGAGGUACGACAUAUGAUUGCUGAUGGAAUGAUCCACCUUUGUAUAUAUGCCAUCACAAACAUCCCAAAGGACAAUGAGGUGACUAUUGGCUUUGACUAUGAAUACAGCAGCUGUAAAUAUAAGGUUGACUGUGCCUGUCACAAGGGGAAUCAAAAUUGUCCAGUACAGAAACACAACCAAGGAUCGAUGGAGCCCCCAGUAGGUGCAGAGACAAGGCGGAGAAAAGCCAGGCGGAAAGAAUGGGAGAUGGAGUCAGAGCUCAAUCAGGGAUCUGAUGAAAACAGCAGUCAACAGCAGGAGGAGGCAGCAGAAUCUAAAGACCAACCAGAAUUGCCUGCACAAAAUCCAGCAAGUGACAGUGAGGAAGGACCUGGAGAAGGAGAUCGAAUAAAAGUUGAAGAAGAAAACGAAGAGUCAGAAAUGGAUGAACAACUCCGUGCCUUAGCACAAAAUAAACUGUCACGGGAGCAGCGGAAGAUGGAAGCCAUCAUGCAGGUUUUUGAGAAUUUAGAGAAGAGAAAGAAAAGGCGCGAACAGGUGGUUGAGCGCAGUACUAGUCACCCUGGCGUCGAUGCCAAUCCGGAGACUCCGACCACAGAUGUGGAGGAGGUGAAACUGGAACCUGCAGCAGAAGAACCGCUGCCCAGUGGGGCAAGAACACCACAGCCUGUGCUUGCAGGGGUGAGCACACGGCGAACUUCACAGCUAGGGGAGCAAGUUCCUGAGAAGCCUGCUAAGCCUCCUGCAUCAAAACCAAACAAGCCACGACCCAAAAAUCGUUUCUCACGCUAUCGCUCCAGUUCAGCGCAGCGACUACGUAGACAGCGACAAGCCAGCAGCCAGUCAGAGCCAGCACCAGUGAUAGCAGUUGAGGAGGGAGCAGCGGGGGCUGUAGUAACAGAAUCCACAUCGAUGGAAGGUGUUCCGAGCUUAGGAGCUCCAGGAGUAGAGACCACAUCAGGAACUAUAGUUGUCUCCCAACCAAGCCGAACCAAUGUCAAGUAUCCUAAAACCAAAAGAUAUUUGGUUACAGAAUGGUUGAAUGACAAGGUAGAGCGACCUGACUGCCCAUAUGACCGCCCAUUACGCAUCACAACGGAUCCGACUGUAUUGGCAACAACACUGAACAUGCUGCCAGGUCUGAGCCAUAGUCCUCAUAUUUGCACAACCCCUAAACACUACAUCCGCUUUGGCUCCCCCUUUGCUCCUGAAAGAAGGAGACAGAGAGUUGUGUGUGAUGGCAAUUAUGGAUCUUGCAAAAAGCGAUGGAUGAAACAGGCAAUGGAUGAGGCCAUGGUGCAACUUCCCCUUACACCAAAUGUAGGACAAGAAACAUCACCCGUACACCACAGCAAUGACAGCAGCAGUAUGCCUGAUGUACUGAAUGACACCCAUAUUUCAACAGAGUUGAUUGCACCUCUGAAGAAACGAAAGGCACGGUAUCUGUCAGACGUGAGUUCGAUCGAUUUGCCAGGACCUUGUAGUCCACUGUCAGCGCCAGCAUCUGUCACGGACACAGUCAUGUCCAGCCCGACAAUAAUGACGCCUUGCACCUUGUUUCCAGGAGAAGAGGACAAGAAAAAUGGAUAUAAUACGGUUUAUUCUCCCCUUCAUUCCCUUGCUGCUAGCCGAUGUAAUACUCCACUACAGUUUGAGAACAUUUCCUCUCCUGAGAGCUCCCCAGUGCAUAGGCCUGAGCCGUUUUCACCAGAGCCGCCUCUGAGAGCGGAUAAUGACCAGUCCAGGACUGGCUUCUCAGAUCUUUCCCUUCAAGCUGACCCAGAUGCCACUACUCUUCGGGUCACAGCGGUUACCGAGGGGCCACUGUCAGAUUGUGCUGCUCAACUUCCAUGCUCUACAUUAACGUUCCCCAGUGAAUCUGAAACUGGGUUUACAGGAAGGAACAGUGACGGUCCCUCAUCCCUGAAAAACACAGAACAAGCGUUCAGGACAGAGUUUAACUUAAUAUAUGCCUGUUCGCCUUUGAACUCCAAUCUCCGAGACCUCACUCCAACACACAGGCUGGAGGGCCCCUACAGAGGACUCGAGAAUAGAACCAAUUACAUCAGUGACAGGAAAUCUUCACAAUCGGAGCGAGGGUUUGGUGAUGCUGUGUACAUGAGUCCUUCUGGAGACUCCUGCUUUAAUAGACAAAGCCAAGGAUUCUUGUCUGAGACCCUGCAAGGAUCCAUGUCUCCUCAAGCAGAUCGUCAGCCUUUGUAUUCUGAAGGAAGUACAACACCUCAGCAAAAUCCACCACAGAAGAAGAAGGUAUCUUUGCUGGAAUAUAGAAAACGUCAGCAAGAAGCGAGAGAAAGCAGCUCCAAAUCAGACGGCCUCAGCUCAGAUCCUUCCAAAACACCCAGCAACAUGGGCACUCCGACCAGACGAGGUAGUGACGGCACUUGUGCACAAUCAGCAACCAAUGGCGAUUCCACUGCCAUAUCUAGGUCAUCCCAUAGACCAUCAUCACCCCCAAGUGGUUUUUCAUCACCAGUGCACCCCUCAGUGCCUCAGAUUGAGGAGGUCAGUCCAACAGAUCCUGGUAGCAGCAAGAAUGCAACUCUCUCUGCAGCAGCCAGCAAUAAAAAUCGGAAUAGCAUGAGCACGAGGUGGAUGGUUCCUACAUCAGUAGAACGAUUGCGAGAAGAUCGGGGAAUGUUGGAACGUGUUCUUAGGAGGGUGGAAAUCGGAAGUAUGAAACGAACAGGAGAUGAGCGAAGCACAUUGGACCGUGUUCUGAGGAGAAUAGAAACUGGUUCAGUGGACUCGGUUAGGGAGAAAGAUGCAGAUUCCACAGACGGUGAAGGAACAGAGACACACGGCCUUGCACGCAUCAAGAAUUCCCCAAUUCAUAGUCCACAGAGAUAUAGUCACAGUCCUUCCAGAUAUAAUCAUCAGCUUCUGCAGGCACAACCUGAUGGAGUCGUCACUGAAUCUCACGUACUUCCACAACAAAGCAUGUCUCCCUACAGAACGCACAGCUCCUCGAGUGUUCCCUCGGCUCACACACAAGGACAUAUCUACAGAUCUUCAUCCCACGCAAUAGGGCAGAGUGGAUCUCAACAUCAGAUAGAUUCCAACCUAACAACAGCUCCUCUCUCCACUCUCUACUCAAGCCCAGUUCAUUCAGCGUCUGUUGAUACCUCUGUGGUCCAGUACAUUGGGAAUUCUGGAUACUACAGUGGUCAGCAGCAUUCUGGGAGUGUCUUACACACACUGAGUAGUACUCAACAAAAGACUAAUUCUGGAUGUACUCCUUCUAUUGCUGCUAGCCCACUACAAAGCACCACAAAAAACAUAACUGACUCUACGUUUACCCCAACUCCAAGCACCAUAAACUCUACUGUUUCACAGACUGCAAGGCCAUCACAAUCAGGCUCAUGGACCUUAAGCCCAGCAGGUUCAGGGCAACAGCUUCACUCUGGAGCUAAGAUUGCCGCGGCAUCAAGUUCUCAGCACUACCGAAAUACUGGGAUAGCCCAGUACCAAUCUCCACCGGUCCAAGGUGCAAAUGUAAGAACACAAUCAAGCACAUAUUAGACAAUGGACACAGCUAUGACCAUGUUGGAGAUGUUUGCCUGGGUGUAUAACUCUCAUGUCUCCGUAUAUGCCACCAGCAUAUGGAUCUAGUGUGGCGUAAACAACUUUAAAGUAUGGACCUUGAGUUCUGGGGAUUGUUGGGCCUAUGCCAUCAUUUACUAGAAACUUCCUUCAUACUGUACAAAAUCCUGUACAAAAACAAAAGUAAGAGUUAAGAAUUGUGUACCUAUUGGUAAGGUACAUUUUAAGCUUAUAAUUCAGAUAAAUAUUGUUUAGGCUUUUUUCCUCCAGUUCAUUUUAAAUAAACUAGUCAUGUGCAGUAAGACUUUUUUUAAAAUCAAAAUGAAAGCGUUUGUAGCGUCAAAAAUAAUGGCACGGAGGAAGGGGUGUUGAUAGGGUGGGGAGAGUUUGUGUAGGCACAUGUUCCACGUGCCAGCUUCUCACAUGUAUACUGUAAUAUCCUGGAGUAGAAAAUUUUAUUUAUCUAAUUUUAUAUAUAACCAUUCUAGGCUAGCUAUUAUCUUACCCACACAGCGGAGUUUAAUCCACGGUGCUGCAAAGAGUUUUUAUUUUACACCUGAUGCUGUGAGUUCCCUGAUGUUGAGGCACAAGAGUGGAAAAAGUGUAUUUCAGUGACUGUUACAAUCUCAAGUUUUUUUUAUUUGAAAUCUUAAAUUCAGGUCUGUGUUCAACUGAAGGGAGAAAGUGAUCUCCAUUUUGAAGAUGUAACAUGUGACAAAUACAAGUUUAAAAAAAGUGAUGCAGUCUUGCUGCAUAUUGUAUAAUGGGAGUUUAAUACUGUUCUUUUAUUCAGAACACUCUGUAUAUACCACAGCUACUUGUUAUCCUCAGAGGAUUUAGUUGCCUGACUUUGCAUUAUGUACAUUGGUAAUUUUUUUGUGUAUAAUUUCUCUUGUGCACCUUUUUUCCUCAAUUUUCUUUUUUUGACAACAGCUUUCAAUCUCCCAUUGGGCGUCUCCAUGUGCAGUCUUUUUUUUUCGAUGUGCGAUGUGCAUGAGGCGAGUUUGUUCCUGAAUGUAGCUGUUGACUGAGUUGCACAUCAUUUACAAUCAAGAAUUUAAAAAAAAAUAAAAAAUGAAACAGUAGCCUUGCUUUCUAAACAUGUACAGUCAACCCCUCCUGUGGAGUGUACAAAAAUAAAACAGUUCAU
Molecule: messenger RNA, 6573 nt
Organism: Pristis pectinata (smalltooth sawfish)
Lineage: Eukaryota; Metazoa; Chordata; Chondrichthyes; Rhinopristiformes; Pristidae
Gene: setd5
Product: SET domain containing 5
Exons: 25
Coding region: 678-5402 (1574 amino acids)
Molecular function (GO): protein binding
Source: RefSeq, a predicted model, not a curated record